Austrofundulus limnaeus is the source of this 2546-nucleotide messenger RNA. RefSeq lists its product as uncharacterized. Lineage: Eukaryota; Metazoa; Chordata; Actinopteri; Cyprinodontiformes; Rivulidae. The record is from RefSeq and is a predicted model, not a curated record.
UUCCUGCUGGAUCUGUACUCUCAGGUGAAGGACCGUGAAACUAAAACAGGUCUGAGUCUCCUUCCAUCAUUACAGUCAGUUUUCCAGUCAGAUACAGUCUGGAUCAUAAACCUGUCAGAGAGAAAAUCCUCCAUCCUCCUGGAAGUUCUGAAACUCCAAUCAGAGAAGAAACAAGUGAAGCUCAGAGGCUUCACACAUGAAGAGAGUGAAGUGAAGAGUUUCCUGCAGUGUCUGCCUUAUAUCUCACAGCUCAGCUGUGAUCAAGACUUCUUUCAGAGGGUUUGUUCCUCCGUGUUUGUGAGAUCCAGAGAGGAGAACCAUCAGCUGGUGUUUCUGCUGCAGCUGCUGAACUAUAACCUGCUUCUGACAGGAGAUUUACAGAGGAAAACCUGCAGCUCUGUGGGCAGGGUUCUCAAACUGUGUGGCUCUAAAGUGGACCUGGUUCUUACAGCCAACAGGAUGUCUGUCAGAGGAGCUGCUGAUCUCUUAAGAUAUACAACACACCUGCACAGCCUGAGACUUUCCAGCAGCAUGGUCUUGUUCCUGUCUCAGUGGGUCAGAAGAGGCAGGGUGGUCAGCUCUCUGCAUGUUGAAGAACUUUCUGUUGCGUUACACAAACAUCAACCAUCACAGAGAGUCUGGUUGAAGCUGGUCAGCAGUUUGGUGUCUCUGCAGAGGUUCUGGACCUUCAGACGGUUGGACCUGACUAAGUCCUGUCUUCCUGCUCAGAGUCUCAUCACACUGCUGCUGCAUGAUGCGCCUCUCACCGUGAACUGAACGACAGCAGUUUUCAGGAGCUUCUGGUCCUCCUCCAUGAGAUCCARGACCAGGACCUGGUGUUGUCCUUCUUGAGUAAAGCUGGUGGAGAUUUGUCCUCCUACUGUCUGAACUGGAAGCUGCUUCAUUUUCUGCUGCAGCAGCCGUCAGCUCAGAGCAUCACUGUGAGCCUGAGGAAGAAUCGCUUCCUACAGGACAGAGCUGCAGAUCUGCUGCCGUUCCUGGACAGAAUCAUAAUUAAAAGGUCCAGUCCUGUCUUUGUGAGGACUUGGAUCAGAGAGAUCUACAGGUUCCAGGCRGGUCACAUGAUACCCAGUUUACUGAGGUCACUGGAUCAUGUGAUCAACCUGAGCUGCAGAGAGCUGGACUCAGAGGACUGUGCUGCUCUGCUCUUCAUCCUCAGACACAGCCAUGAUGUUAAACUGAAGCUGCUGUGGACCUUCAUACCAGCAGAGACCACCCAGUCCAUAGUGUCUCUGCUGCACACAGUUUCUGAUCUCAGUGUGGACAGGAAGCAGCUGCUGAGGUUCAUCCACUGCUGCGCUGCCUCUGAACACCAGCAGGAGGCAGCAUCGGAGCUGCUGAGGACUCUGCAGCAGAGUGUGGACCUGUCUUGUUCCUCCUCUGUGGACCUACCAGAAGAGGGUCAGAUUGAGCCUCUGGUUCUGACUGCUGCUGACUGCAGGGCCAUCUCCUCUGUCCUCAGACACAGCAGUCAGGACACACAGCUCCACCUGAGAGACUGUGAGGUGGAGGACAGCAGCCUGGACCUGCUGUUUCCUGUCCUGGACAGGGUCCACCUCAGACUCAGCAAGACUGUCCUUGUCCAGCUGCUGUCUCUGCUUCCUGUCAACAGUGAGAGGGACWCUGUGAGACGGGCGGUGUCCCUCUGCAGGGCCCUGGGUGGAGAACUGGAUCUGAGUCACAGCACAAUGGAUCAGAGGCUCUGUGGAGCUCUGGUCCAGAUGCUGGACUCCUCUGAAGGUCUGACAGAGCUGGACCUCAGUCACUGUCAGCUAACAGACCAACUGCUGYUCCGACUCCGCCCACAUCUGCACAAAGUCCACAUCCUGGAUCUGAGUCACAAUCAGAUCUCUGAUGCUUCCACUGAUGUUUUGCUCCAGCUGCUCUCCAUCAACCCGUCCAUGGGCUCUGUGAGACUCUUCAGCAACAACUUCAGAGACAAAAAACCUUUAAAAAAAGACAAGAGGUUUGAAAUCUGGUGAAGGAGCCGUCAGUCAGGAGGUCAUGUGACCAACAGGAAGUCAGUGUUUUAUGGGCUCUGGCACAAAUCUUCAGAUUCUUUUAUUUAGGAGUUCACAUAUAUGAUGCAACCCWGAUGGUAGUUACAUCUAGAUUAAUCAUAUCUAGAUGAGCUUUAUUCGGGUGUUUAUGUAACAGUCAGACUAUAAAAAUUUCAUGACUGUUCAUUCAGGAGUCAGACUUAUUUGGUACUUUAACUGUACAAAAUGUUCUGAAAGCACAAACUUCUGAAUAAKUUUUAGUUUUUAUUGCUUCGAACAUUUUCUAAAAUGGUUCAGAGAUAAAAACCUCAGAGAAAAAUAUAGUAAAAUAUCAGGUUUCAUAAAAUACAUAUGAAACUCUUUUUAAACUAGUUUACAGCUGAAUUGACGGCUGCAGAAACAGACCAGGGGCCUCAUGUAUCAACGGUGCUAAUGCACAAAAACUUGCGUACACCAUUUUCCACGCAAAACUCCGGUCUCAGGAUUUAUCAAAACUGAAAUGAACGUGGAAAUGUGCGCAGCCCC